Gekko japonicus is the source of this 3154-nucleotide messenger RNA. Its product is annotated as protocadherin Fat 3-like. Gene Ontology annotation, molecular function: calcium ion binding. Gene Ontology annotation, biological process: homophilic cell-cell adhesion. The annotation marks the transcript as partial. Lineage: Eukaryota; Metazoa; Chordata; Lepidosauria; Squamata; Gekkonidae. The transcript has a single exon. Gene Ontology annotation, cellular component: plasma membrane. The record is from RefSeq and is a predicted model, not a curated record.
AUGUACAAUGCAACGGUGUAUGAAAACUCUGCUGCGAGGACCUAUCUUAACAGUCAAAGCAGGAUGGGGAUCACCCUGGCAGACCUCUCCUGGGAUAUCAAAUACAGGAUAGUGUCUGGCGACGAGGAGGGCUUCUUCAAAGCAGACGAAGUCGUGAUAGCAGAUUUCUGUUUCCUUAGGAUAAGAACUAAAGGUGGCAAUUCUGCUAUAUUGAACAGAGAGAUUCAGGACAACUAUUUAUUGAUAGUAAAGGGCUCUGUCCGGGGAGAGGACUUGGAAGCGUGGACAAAAGUGAACAUACAGGUUUUAGACAUGAACGAUUUACGGCCGUUGUUUUCACCCACCACGUAUUCGGUAACAAUAGCGGAAAGCACUCCUUUAAGGACUAGUAUCGCACAGGUCACCGCCACGGAUGCUGACAUUGGUUCCAACGGUGAAUUCUAUUACUACUUCAAAAAUAAAGUUGACCUCUUCUCCGUCCAUCCAACUAGCGGGGUUAUCUCUUUAAGCGGACGGUUAAACUAUGACGAGAAAAACCGGUAUGACCUUGAAGUCCUGGCCGUAGACCGUGGGAUGAAACUGUACGGUAACAAUGGUGUAAGCAGCACUGCCAAACUUUAUAUUCACAUUGAACGUAUCAAUGAACAUGCCCCAACUCUCAGUGUAGUAACCCACGUCCCCUUCUCUUUGGAUAAGGAACCCACUUAUGCAAUUGUUAACGCUGAUGAUCUUGAUGAAGGUGCCAAUGGUGAGAUUGAAUCGGUUACUAUUGUUGCCGGAGAUCCCUUGGAAUACUUCGUUUUGACUAAGGAGGGUAGAUGGAUGAAUGAGUACAAAAUCAAAGAGAGGAAGCCCAUCGACUGGGACAGUUUCCCCUAUGGUUGCAAUCUCACUCUCCAAGCCAAGGACAGGGGAUCCCCUCAGAAGUUUUCGGCUGUCAAACUGGUCCAUAUUGCCAGUCCCAAAAAAGAAAGCAACCCAGCAAAGUUUGAGAAGGAAAUAUACGAUGUGGCCAUCAGUGAAUUCUCCCCUCCAGGAGUAGCUGUUGCUAUAGUCAGGCUAACCCCAGAAACCCAGGGGGAAGAAUAUAAAUUAUCACAUAGUGAGGAUGCAGAGUAUUUUAAGAUUAAUCCCAGGACAGGUCUAAUUACCACUGCACAGCCUUUAAAGAUUGUUGACAAGGAAUUUUAUGAUUUAGAAGUAAUAAGCAAAGAAGGGGACUUAAAAGCACAUGUCACUGUCAGGAUAGAGGACGCCAACGAUCACAUUCCAGAGUUCACGCAGCCUUCGUACAGCUCCUUUGUCAAUGAAAGUGUCCCUGUGGGGACUAGCAUUUUGUCAGUUUCUGCAUUUGAUAAGGACAGGGGAGAAAAUGGCUAUAUCACGUACAGCAUUGCUAGUUUAAAUUCACUUCCUUUUUCCAUCAACCAAUUUACUGGCAUUAUUAGCACGUCCGAAGAAUUGGAUUUUGAGUCUUCCCCAGAGAGCUACAGGUUUAUUGUUAGGGCUUCAGACUGGGGUUCACCUUACCGCCACGAGAGUGAGGUUAAUGUGACCAUAUACAUAGGAAACGUGAAUGAUAACAAGCCCUUGUUUGAAAAGGUGGCUUGUCAAGGGGUCAUUUCAUCUGAUUUCCCUGUCGGUGGCCACAUCACUGCCGUUUCUGCUAUAGACAUAGAUGAGCUGGAACUCGUCAAAUACAAAAUAAUUUCUGGUAACGAACUGGGGUUUUUCUACCUGAAUCCAGAUUCGGGGGUUCUGCAGCUUAAAAAGUCCUUAGUUAACGCUGGCAUCAAGAACAAUAAUUUUGGACUUAAGAUUACGGCGACUGAUGGGGAGAAUUUUGCAGACACCAUGUUUGUGAACAUCUCAAUAGUUCAUGGGAAAGUAUCCUCCAAGACCUUCAGUUGCCGAGAGACUAGGGUUGCCCAGAGGCUGGCAGAGAAGUUGCUCAAAAAGGCAAAAGCCAAUGUGAAACUAAAUUCAGAAGAUGGCUUCUUGGAUUUUUACUCUGUGAACCGGCAGGCCCCACACUUUGAUAAAUCAUUUCCUACUGAUAUAUCAGUCAGAGAGGACCUUCCUGUUGGUGCUACCAUAUUUAGAAUCAAGGCCUACGAUGCCGAUUCUGGCUUUAAUGGAAAGGUAGUCUAUACCAUAUCGGAUGGCAAUACAGAUAGCUGCUUUGAUCUUGAAAUGGAGACGGGUCUGCUGAAGGUCCUUAUGCCCAUGGACCGUGAGAAAACCGAGCUGUACCUCCUUAACGUAACCAUUUAUGAUCUAGGCAGCCCUCAGAAAGCCAUGUGGAGAUUACUUACCAUUACUAUCGAGGAUGCUAAUGAUAACGAGCCUGUAUUUUUACAGGAAAGUUACUCUGUUAGCAUUUUGGAAAGCACAAGUAUUGGUACAGAAAUUAUCCAAGUAGAGGCCAGGGACAAAGAUCUGGGACGAAAUGGUGAGGUCACUUAUUCCAUAUUGACAGAUACACAACAGUUUGUUAUCAAUACCUCUACGGGAGUAGUAUAUGUGGGUGACCAUUUAGACAGGGAAUCAAAGGCAAAUUAUACAUUAAAGAUAGAGGCGAGGGACAGGGCAGAUAGUGGGCACCAGCAAUUUUCCGUCGUUCCUCUAAGGGUGUUUUUGGACGAUGUCAAUGAUUGUUCUCCAGCUUUCAUACCACCCAGCUACAGCGUGAAGGUCCUGGAGGAUUUGCCUGUGGGUACUGUCAUUGCUUGGCUUGAAACUCAAGACCCAGAUCUUGGUCUAGGAGGACAAGUGCGCUAUUCCCUGGUGAACGAUUACAACGGCAGAUUUGAGAUAGACAAGGCCAGUGGAGCUAUCCGGCUGAGCAAAGAACUGGACUACGAGAAGCAACAGUUCUACAACCUGACAGUCCGCGCGAAGGAUAAAGGACGCCCGGUUUCUCUGUCCUCCGUUUCCUUUGUGGAAGUGGAAGUUGUGGAUGUGAACGAAAAUCUCUACACCCCCUAUUUUCCUGACUUUGCAGUCAUUGGAUCUGUAAAAGAAAAUUCGCGCAUUGGAACUAGUGUUUUGCAAGUGAGCGCUCAGGACGAAGACGUGGGCAGGGACGGCGAGAUCCAGUAUUCCAUCCGGGAUGGCAGCGGACUGGGAAGGUUUAACAUAGACGAAGAAACCG